GCUGAUACGAGCAGGAUACCGGGGGCUAGAGACCCCCCCACAUAUGUCAAAGACGACUCCGAUUGAUCCUUUUUUACCCAGGAAGACAAAUAUUGUACGCGAAGAGAUACAUUGGAGAAGUUGUUUAAAUCGGAACCGGUGAUAUUUUGACAACUUUAAAGCUUGUAGUCUUAAGUAGACCUCCGAUCGGACCGACGCUUUGUAACGCAGCGAACACGAAAAGGAGGUCAGAAAUCGGGGGACCCUUGGAGCUUUCAGUCGUUGCCGAAGAAGGACUUUAGCCUCGCAGAGAGCCGGGUCUUCCGGACAGAGACCUCAUGAAUGGACAUCGGAACAACAGGAGCUCUGUUCUCUUUGCCACGGCGACCAGGUUAUGGCACCAUCGGGAAACCCAUCCGGCUCCUGGCCAACUGCUUCCAGGUGGAGAUUCCCAAAAUUGACGUGUACCUGUAUGAGGUGGACAUCAAGCCAGACAAGUGCCCGCGCAGGGUCAACAGGGAAGUGGUGGACUCCAUGGUUCAACAUUUCAAGGUGACGAUCUUUGGGGACCGUUUGCCAGUUUACGAUGGGAAGAGGAGCCUCUACACGGCACAGCCUCUGCCUGUCGCCACCAGUGGGGUGGACUUGGAUGUGACUCUUCCUGGUGAGGGAGGUAAAGACCGGCCAUUCAAAGUGACCAUUCGCUUUGUGUCCCUGGUGAGCUGGCACAUGCUGCACGAGGUCUUGACGGGGCGAGCUGUGGCUGAGCCCGUGGACCUGGACAAACCCAUCAGCACCAACCCAGUGCAUGCUGUGGAUGUAGUACUGCGUCACCUGCCUUCCAUGAAAUACACUCCUGUGGGCCGCUCCUUCUUCUCAUCUCCGGAGGACUACGACCACCCGCUGGGAGGGGGGCGGGAGGUGUGGUUCGGCUUUCACCAGUCGGUCCGCCCCGCCAUGUGGAAAAUGAUGCUCAAUAUCGAUGUCUCUGCCACAGCGUUUUACAAAGCUCAGCCCGUGAUCCAGUUCAUGUGUGAAGUCCUGGACAUCCACAACAUUGAUGAGCAGCCGCGCCCCCUCACGGACUCGCACCGCGUCAAAUUCACCAAAGAGAUCAAAGGUACAUUCUCCAAAGGUAUCCAAUUCCAAUCCACUUUAUUUCUAUAG
This is a messenger RNA of Periophthalmus magnuspinnatus, 1146 nucleotides long. Its product is annotated as protein argonaute-3-like. Gene Ontology annotation, molecular function: protein binding. NCBI's taxonomy places the organism in Eukaryota, Metazoa, Chordata, Actinopteri, Gobiiformes, Gobiidae. The record is from RefSeq and is a predicted model, not a curated record. Bases 322 to 1146 code for a protein of 274 amino acids. The transcript has 7 exons.